Messenger RNA from Brassica rapa (field mustard), 1272 nucleotides. RefSeq names its product UDP-URONIC ACID TRANSPORTER 1. The record is from RefSeq and is a predicted model, not a curated record. NCBI's taxonomy places the organism in Eukaryota, Viridiplantae, Streptophyta, Magnoliopsida, Brassicales, Brassicaceae.
GACAAAAAGGAAGACAAAAACUAAAGGCUUUUGUCCUUGCCGUUCCAUGCUCCAAGUGAGGACCUGAUUUAUCUCGUUUCUCUCUCUUUCUCUCAACGGAUCUCGAUCUCGCCGAGGAAGAAGAAGAAGAAGAAGAACAAUGUCGUCUUCCUCCUCAUCAAAGAAGCAAACCCUCUUCAUAUCGACACUCAUCAUCUCAUGGUACUCCUCCAACAUCGGCGUCCUCCUCCUCAACAAGUUCCUCCUCUCCAACUACGGCUUCAAGUUCCCCAUCUUCCUCACCAUGUGCCACAUGUCCGCCUGCGCCUUCCUCAGCUACAUCUCCAUCGUCUUCCUCAAGCUCGUCCCUCUCCAGCACCUCAAAUCUCGCUCCCAGUUCCUCAAGGUCGCCACUCUCAGCGUCGUCUUCUGCGCCUCCGUCGUCGGCGGUAACAUCUCGCUCCGUUACCUCCCCGUCUCUUUCAAUCAAGCCGUCGGUGCUACGACGCCGUUUUUCACCGCGCUCUUCGCGUAUCUCAUGACUCUUAAGAGAGAGGCUUGGGUUACCUAUGGUGCUCUUGUCCCUGUCGUUGCUGGUGUCGUCAUUGCUAGUGGGGGUGAGCCAGGGUUUCAUUGGUUUGGUUUCAUAAUGUGCAUUAGUGCUACAGCUGCAAGAGCCUUUAAAUCUGUUCUCCAAGGCAUCUUACUUUCUUCAGAAGGGGAAAAAUUGAACUCGAUGAAUUUGAUGCUGUAUAUGUCCCCUAUAGCUGUUGUUGCUCUUCUUCCAGUGACGCUAGUUAUGGAACCAGACGUGAUCAGCCUGACCUUGACGCUUGCAAAGCAGCAUCAGUACAUGUGGAUACUUCUCCUAGUCAACUCGGUUAUGGCAUAUUCAGCCAAUCUGUUGAAUUUUCUAGUUACAAAACACACAAGCGCCCUCACUCUCCAGGUUCUUGGAAAUGCUAAAGGAGCAGUUGCGGUGGUGAUAUCGAUCUUGAUCUUUCAAAACCCGGUUACAGUAAUGGGAAUUGGCGGGUACUCCAUAACGGUUCUUGGGGUGGUUGCUUACGGAGAGACGAAACGCAGAUUCAGAUGAACUAUUCAGUUUCAGCAACAUAGCGCGCUUCACACUCCCUAUGUUUGGUUCUUCAUCUGUUUUUUUUUUUAUCAAGACUCAUUAAUUAGUGAAUUUUUUUUUGUAACUAUUUCUUAUUAAUAUACGCACUAUAUAGAAUUAUAUGUAUCAGACUAUGUUAGAUUCUAUGAUGAGAAGCCCAUUGUUGUUCAUCUCCA